Molecule: messenger RNA, 906 nt
Organism: Camellia sinensis
Lineage: Eukaryota; Viridiplantae; Streptophyta; Magnoliopsida; Ericales; Theaceae
Source: RefSeq, a predicted model, not a curated record
AUGUACAAUGUGCGUAUUUGUCUCUUUGUGAAGCUUAUAUCCUGGAGUGUUAGAGGUAUUGGCAAGCCUGAGAAGAGGGGUAGAAUUAAAAAGCUCCUAAAAGAUAGGCACAUUGAUGCGGCAUUCUUUCAAGAAACAAAAAAGGUAGUAGUGUCGGACUUUGUGGCUAGGAGGCUAUGGGGUAAUAGAAAUAUGGAGUUCUUGUCUGUGGACCUUGAAGGCUCAGCAGGUGGGCUCCUGUGCAUCUGGGAUCCAGGUGUUUUCCAAUUAUCUGGUAGCUGCUGCAACAGGAGGUUUAUUUUACUCUCAGGUACAUUGUACAACUCUUUUCAUUGUGUUCUGCUUAAUAUUUACGCUCUUAAUGAGGUUAGCAACAGUUCCUCGUUUUGGAAUGCUCUUCUCAACCUCAAGGUUUCUUUUCCUUUCCCGUGGUGCUUGGGAGGGGAUUUCAAUGAGAUAAGGCAUAUGGCAGAUAGAGUUGGUUGUUCCUGGAGAGACAAGGGUAUGAAACAACUUAAUGAGUUUAUAGAUGCUUGUGAACUGAAUGACCUUCCUCUCUAUGGUAGAAAAUAUACUUGGUGUAAUGCUCAGGAGGCACAGAAAUGGAGUAGAAUUGAUAGGAAGAAUUCUAAUUUUGUGGGUUGGGUUAGUUACAUAAUCCAUCAAAAACUUAAGCACCUAAAGCUGGAACUGAAGAUAUGGAAUUCAGAUGUGUUUGGCAAUGUCUCAUCUAAGCUCAAGGCUGCAGAAGAUGAAUUGCAUGCACUAGAUAUCACUGCGGAGGCCAGAGAGCUACUUGUCGUAGAAAAAGGUUGGAAAAGGGAGGUUAAAGGUGAAGUGUGGAAACUCUAUAGAAUGGUGGAAUGGUUAUGGCAUCAGAAAUCCAGAUUGAAUUGGUCAUUGUAG